This is a messenger RNA of Lymnaea stagnalis (great pond snail), 4305 nucleotides long. NCBI's taxonomy places the organism in Eukaryota, Metazoa, Mollusca, Gastropoda, Lymnaeidae. The record is from the annotation of a GenBank genome assembly.
CUAGAAACAGCAACACGAAAUAAUUUUUUUAAUCAAGUAAAACUUACGUUAAAGAUUAAAGAAAAUAAUGUAUUACCCAAAGCAUAUCCUCAUUUAUUUCCGAUAGUCAUAGUCGAUCUAUACUUACAUAUACCAGUCAUGGUCAAUUUUUAUUUCCCAUAUUGGGUAUUGAUAUUCAUGGCCCAUAUUAAUCAUAGUCUAUAAAUAUAUAUGAUUUAAUUUAUGAAACCAUAAUGUCUUAGUGUCUCUUGAAUACAUCGACGCCUUUCACUUGUAAACAUGCACGAGUCUUACGGCGUACACAUUUAUGAGUCUUAUGGCGUACACAUUUAUGAGUUUCAAGACUUACACAUUAAUGAGUCUUACGGCGUACACAUUAAUGAUUCUUACGGCGUACACAUAAAUGAGACUCACGGCGUACACAUUAAUGAGUCUUACUACGUACACAUUAAUGAGACUCACGGCGUACACAUUAAGGAGACUCACGGCGUACACAUUAAUGAGAAUCAUGGCGUACACAUUAAUGAGACUCACGGCGCACACAUUAAUGAGUCUUAGGACGUACACAUUAAUGAGACUCACGGCGUACACAUUAAUGAGACUCGCGGCGUACACAUUAAUGACUCUUACGACGUACACAUAAAUGAGACUCACGGCGUACACAUUAAUGAGACUCACGGCGCACACAUUAAUGAGACUCACGGCGUACAUAUUAAUGAGACUCACGGCGUACAUAUUAAUGAGACUCACGGCGUACACAUUAAUGACUCUUACGACGUACACAUUAAUGAGACUCACGGCGUACAUAUUAAUGAGACUCACGGCGUACAUAUUAAUGAGACUCACGGCGUACACAUUAAUGAGACUCACGGCGUACACAUUAAUGAGACUCACGGCGUACACACUAAUGAGACGCACGGCGUACACAUUAAUGCCUUUUGUUAAUUAUUUGAAUAGGUCCAGGGGAAGCAUUCACCACGAGGCGAGACAUGGAAAGUAACUCAACAUCAGCUGACCCCGUGACCUCUGGGCGGUGUGUUUACACUGGAAGUGAUGGUUCGCGUUUCGGUGUUCAAAACUCGACCAUGUGUGGACAAGGUCGAGCUGUGUCCCAGAGAGCCAAUGAUAAGGAAUCUAACGAAGAUGCUUUUAAGUAGGUCAAAUAAAUUACCUUAUUAUUCCAGCAUCCAUUCACUGAUUCUCAUUUUUAAAUCUUAUAAUAAUGACAUCUAUUUGAUUGGUCAUCGAUUUAUCUUAAGAAAGACAGUCAGAAAAAAAUAUUUACAAAAUUCUAAUUUAUCAUCUCGUCAGUUUGCAUUAAUAAUUCUUGUUUAAAUGAAAUGAUAACAAAAAUAAUACUAUUAGAAGCUCAUCAAACUUUUCUUUAAGUCCUGGCAGGUUCUACAGAUACGUUAAAAAAAAAAAAUCCUAUCUAUAUUUCUAUUUAUUUAAAGAUAAAACACGUGUCCUUGAAACAAAUGUAAUUAAUAUUAGACAAAACGUUCCAAAAAGUAAAGAGUAAAACAUUUCUCCCCUCUUAGGUACCAUUGCAUAGCGUCACAUAACCAAAUCAUUCCUCCCAUCUCAGGUACCGAGGUAUAGCGUCAAAUAAAGGCAAUAUCGUCUUCACUGACACACCUGUGGCGCCGCCUAGUUACCGCCAUGUUGUCAUCCCUGCUGCGGCCUGCUAUGGGAGACCAAUCCAAAACCCGAUGUACAAGACAACAAAGUAACUAUAACCACCCCCUCCCCACACACCAAGACAUGACCCCUUUUACUGUCUACGAACGUAAGAAAAGAAAUAUCUAUGAGCUAAUUUCAGGUUUGAUGGAUGCUAAUAACAUAGGAGCACACGUCACAACAAUCACAUAAUCACGUCACAACUAUCACAUAAUCACACCACAACUAUCACAUAAUCACAUCACAACUAUCACAUAAUCACGCCACAGCUAUCUCAUAAUCACGCCACAACUAUCACAUAAUCACGCCACCACUAUCUCAUAAUCACUUCACAACUAUUACAUAAUUACGCCACAACUAUCACGUCACGUCACUCCACUACUCCACUCCCUUCAUUGGCUCCCUAUACAGGCACGCAUGGACUACAAGUUGCCUGUUCUCUGACACAACUUUUUCUCGGAUUCCUGCUCUUCCUCUCUAACCGAACUUCUUUCUGUCUAUUCACCCAUUCGACAGCUUCGCUCCUCCGCAGACACGCGCAUUCUGUCCGUUCCCAAGACACGCACUAAAUUAUAUGGUGAACGAUCUUUCUCUUUCUGCGCCCCCAAACAAUUUUAUUUUGAUAUCAUGAUUAGGUCUCUUUUGCUAAAUAUUUUUAUGUACAGCGCGGUGAGCCCAGUCCUAGGCUGGGGUACCGCGCUAUAUAAGACAACUAAUUAUUAUUAUUAUAAUCACGUCACAACUAUCUAAUUAUCACGUUACAACUAUCAAAUUAUCACGUUACAACUGUCAUAUAAUCACAUCACAACUAUCACAUAAUCACGCCGCAACUAUCACAUAAUCACAUCAUAUCUAUCACAUAAUCAUGUUUCAACGAUCACAUAAUCACGUUUCAACGAUCACAUAAUCACGUCACAAUUAUCACAUAAUCACGUCACAACUAUCAAAUUAUCAUGUCACAACCACCAAAUUAUCACGUCACAACUACCAAAUUAUCACGUCACGACUAUCAAAUUAUCAUGUCACAACCACCAAAUUAUCACGUGACAACUACCAAAUUAUCACGUCACAACUAUCACAUUAUCACGUCACAACUAUCACAUAAUCACUUCACAACUAUUACAUAAUUACGCCACAACCAUCACAUAAUCACGUCAUUACUAUCACAUAAUAACGUCACAACUAUCACAUAAUCACGUCACAACCAUCACAUACUCACGUCACAGCUACCACUUAGUCACCACAUUAUAAAGAUGACCCUUUAUAAGAUGGGUGAGUGUGCGGUCAAAAUCGCUUCAGUUCCAAGCAUGUUGAGUGAAGUUCUAUCCCCAGCAAAAAUCAAUAGAAACAAAAACGUCAUCAGCAUCCCGGGUGGAUGGUAUUCGUUAACCUUGGAUUGCAAAGCAUCUAAUAGAGGCAAAACCCUGAAUUCAAACCUGGAGAUGGAGUUCCGUAGGGGGUAUGCGAUAAACUAAAUUAAAAUUUAGUUGGGUUAUCCAGAUGCGUGGAGCGAGGUGAUUUGCUGUCCAGUGAAACAGCUUAUCCUGCCAAAGAGAAGUCCCAGGCCUUGGGAUUUCGUCCUGCAAAAUCCACACCAUCGUCAGUUUGUGACGGAUGGAUUCUAAAUAUAUAUAAUAUACAUCAUGUUGUCGCUCCAUAUUUCACUCCAUAUUUCACUUUCAUUGUAAUGAUGUCUCCUCUCUCUGUUAUACUAAUGAUGUCACUCCAUUUCUCAUCCCUCUCUCGCCAGUGCUGAUUAUGGUCAACAGCCAAGCCCCUCCCACAUCCCUAUCCAGUUCUUCCCACGUGACCAAUCGUUCACAGCCAGACAGUCUUUGGGUGGAGUCUAUGAGGACACCCAUCUUACAACUGAAACCGAUAAAGAAAUCAUUUGAAGAAUCUGGUUGGACCAUUACUAUGUUGCUCUAUAACAAACUCUAGGCAGGUGUCACGGAAGUGGGGGCGUGGCAUGAAGUCUAUCUUUAGGUUAUAGGACUGGGAUGUGGGACUGGGAUAAAGGGUCUAGGAUAUAGGAGUGGGCUAUAUGGCUAGGAAAGGGGACUGAGAUGUAUAACUGGGGUUGUAGUACUGGGAUUGGGCUAUAGGACUGGGAUAUAGGACUGGAAUGUUGGAUUGGGAUAAAGAUCUAGGAUAUAGGACAAAGAUGUAUGGCUAGGAAAGAGGACUUAGAUAUAUGACUUGAAUAUGAAACUUGGAUAUGGCAAUGCGAUUUGUGACUGGGAUUUGGGACUGCGAUGUGGAACAGAGAUUGGGGGCUCAGAUAAGGAACUGGGAUAUGGGACUGGGGUACGGGAUACGGGAAACAUAUUUUAGGAUUUAGGUGGCAGCAGGAAUACAAGAGGAGGGUAAUGGGUAACAGUUUCUAUCUAGAUUGUAACUAGUGGGAAUCAGUUUUUUGAAGCAUGUCGUUCUAUUAGUAAGCAAGUAAUUAAAUAUACUCGUGUGUAAAAUUACUGAAGUUGCUGAGAAUGAAAGGAAAGACAAUACAAGAGAAGUCAGCCGAGAAAAGUCAAUAAGAUGCAGACUUCAGGUUGUCUCCCAUAAAGAAAUUAGAUUUGAAGAACAUUUCGAAAUGAGAAAGUCUUAAGAUAAAUAUGAACGCGG